This is a messenger RNA of Electrophorus electricus (electric eel), 6025 nucleotides long. RefSeq names its product ST8 alpha-N-acetyl-neuraminide alpha-2,8-sialyltransferase 5 (gene st8sia5). Gene Ontology annotation, molecular function: alpha-N-acetylneuraminate alpha-2,8-sialyltransferase activity. Gene Ontology annotation, biological process: N-glycan processing; oligosaccharide metabolic process. The record is from RefSeq and is a predicted model, not a curated record. NCBI's taxonomy places the organism in Eukaryota, Metazoa, Chordata, Actinopteri, Gymnotiformes, Gymnotidae.
CUGGGAUUGAGCUUCAGGUGGUGGGCUGUCAUCCAUGACGUGUGGCAGUCAAGCAUGCUGACAUACGUCUCGAGAUCCGGGUGUCAGAGGGUGAAAAAGAAAGAAAAGUCAUUUAAUGACUUUGGCGUAGCUGAGUUAAAUUACUAAAAGAAGGAGCCUGGAAAUUGGAAAUCUACUUCCCAGAGACUUGUACCAUUGCCAAUUUAUUAAAACGCAUAGCCUUAUAUUGUGAAGAGCAUUGUCGAAGGUCAAAGCCGAGGCAUGUGGAAGCUUGCAGAAAUGAGCUCCGGAAAGUAGCCGCUAUCUGGUCCUACCGACUUACAGGCUGCUGUCCGCGUCAUCUUGGAAAGACGCAACGUAACGUUGGACUAGUUUAAACUGUAAAAUGUGUUGGGAUAUUUGUGGAAAACGUUACAAACACAAACAACUUUAACCCAGCUCAUUGGUUUUCUCCCUCUUCAGUAAUGCGACUGCAUUACUUCUCUUUUCUGUUCUGAUUGCCGCGCACCAAUUCGCCGAGUCAGAUCCCUGCGGCUAAUAAAAGGAUUCCGGUUCUGACUAAAAUGGGCCGUCUGAGCUCCGGCUGUGGCCAGAGAAAGUCGCGGUGACCUUCAAAAAAAAAGAAAGAAAAAAGAGUCAACCCGCAUUCCCGCUACGGCGCAUCAUUCGCCGAACGCGGACUGACCCUGUUACGUCUCACGAGGACCCCACCGCGUCCGCUGCCUGGGUUUAAGCGAGUCUCGCGCUUGACUCGCGUGCAUAUUGUGCGUCGCCUUCGCGGAGCCCGAAGCGUCCGUUCCAGUCACGCGCGUGCUCUGGUGCGCACCGAGGGAGUGGAGCGCGAGCGAAGGCUGCAUUGCCUACGUGCGUCGACCGCGCGCAAUCCCCGCCCGAGACGGGGACGCACAAUAACGCCGGACGAGCGCAAAGCUGAUCUGUUGGCCUUGAGUGGGUGCGAGGCGAUGCGCUCUCGAGCUCCUCGAACGGUAAACAUGUGCAGGCUGUCGUGAGCGAUCCGUGUCUGCCGACGUGGUUUCUGCGUUACCGUCGUCUGAUGUGCUAAAGGAUGGGAUAUUCCGACCCAACGGCCGGCAGAGAUUUGCUGGGCAACAGAUCUCUUUGUUUUAUUUUCAUAUGCGCGUUUGGACUGGUGACGCUGGUGCAGCAAAUUCUCUAUGGAAAGAACUACAUCAAGAGGGAGUCAGGACUACUGGCCAAGCCCAGGAUCCGCUACAGCGCGUACAAACAUUACUGCCGCUCACCCAUUAUUGGCAGCAAGUCUGUCCGUGUAGCCUGUAAAUCUGGGCAACAGUUUACCCGCCUCAAGGGAGACGAGGUGGGCAACUGGAGUGGCAUCGUUAGUUACCCCGAUGAUGGAGGGAUGAAACCAGCCCGAAAUGGCAGGAAAAGGUAUCUGGAUAGCUCUGAUGGCUCCCUACAGUUCAACUCCACCGCCUGCCGAGAACUGCGGCAAGAGAUUAUGGACGUCAAAGUGCUCUCCAUGGUGAAGACUUCAGAGCUGUUUGAAAGAUGGAGAAAUCUGCAGGCUUGUGCAUGGGAACAGAGCAAGGAGGAGACCAACAACUUCAAGAUGUCUCUGUCAAGGUGUUGCAACGCCCCGUCCUUCCUGUUUACCACACGGAGAAACACACCCUCUGGCACCAAGCUGCGCUACGAGGUCGACACCAGUGGCAUACUGCAUAUCAGUCCUGAAAUAUUCAAGAUGUUUCCCGAUGAUAUGCCCUACUCAAAGUCCCAGUUCAAGAAGUGUGCCGUGAUCGGCAACGGGGGCAUCGUCAAAAACAGCAAAUGUGGCAACGAGAUCAACUCCGCAGACUUUGUCUUUCGAUGCAAUAUUCCUCCCAUCUCUGAUAAGUACUCAGUGGACGUGGGAUCCAGGACUGAUCUCGUGACCAUCAACCCCAGUAUAAUCACAGAGAGGUUCCAGAAGCUGGAGAAGUGGCGUCGUCCAUUCUACGACGUCCUGCAGAACUACGAGAACUCGUCGUUGGUGCUGCCGGCGUUCUACAACACGCGCAACACCGACGUCUCCUUCCGCGUCAAGUACAUGCUGGACGACUUCGGCUCGGCGCGCGGCGUCUUCUUCUUCCACCCGCAGUACCUGCUCAACACGCAGCGCUUCUGGGCCGUGCAGGGUGUGCGUGCCAAGCGCCUCAGCAGCGGCCUCAUGCUGGCCACCGCCGCUCUGGAGCUGUGUGAGGAGGUGCACCUCUACGGCUUCUGGGCCUUUCCCAUGAACCCCAGUGGCAUCUUCGUCACGCACCACUACUACGACAAUGUCAAGCCCCGCCCCGGCUUCCACGCCAUGCCGCACGAGAUCUUCAACUUCCUGCACAUGCACGCGCGCGGCAUCCUGCACGUGCACACGGGCGUGUGCAGGUGAUUGCCCCGCCCCCCUGCCUCCCGGGGCUGAGGCGGCCCCUGACCCACUUUCCGAUUGGUCGAGCUUUGGCGUGGAUGUGUGCAGUUUAAGUUAUUUGUUAUUAUUUUUAUUUUUAGCUUCCGGUUUUAGCUGUUUUUGCGAGUGCAAGCUGAGAGCUGCAGUGUGUGUGUGUGUGUGUGUGUGUGUGUGUGUGUGAAAUAAUAUUGUUGCCUUCAAGGGCCAACUGUUUAUUUAAUUUGAGUUUAUUGAAAGGAUAGCCUCUUGAGAUGUAGCAUUUUCAAGGGGGCCCUACAAACACAAAUGCAAAAUUAUAAAACACAACAUAUAGAAAUCAUUACUUAACAUAAACUGCAAAUACCCAGAUACAAACAGCUCUCUCUCCCUCGACCCCACACCCUCAACCCUCAGCUGUUAUACAAAAGAGAAAAAAAACUCUAAAAUAUCUCAGAUAAUACAUCCAUUGCAUCAACAUAAAAGAGCCGUGCUCUUUUGGGCUACAAAUUAAUUAUGCACAAAUGGAUUGUUUUAAGAUGGGAAAAUUACGAUUUCCUGAAACAACAGAAGGAAGUAAACGAUAUCAGAAAAAGAGGAACAUUAUUCCAAUUGGAAGGAGCUUUGUACCGGAAAACCAUUCUUGGAGUUCUACACGGGUACCUCAAAUCAAAUCUCCAUAGAUAAUUAUAUGUGGUAGUAAGAGGCCUAAGAACAGCAUCCGCGUAAUCGAUAACGUAAAAGCAAUGGAGAAACUCCAACUUUUGUUGAAAAUUAAAACAGUUGAGCGACGAAGCGAACCCAGACAAACGUGCGUUUGGUGUCACAUCGGCCAGGGGCUCACAGUAAAGUUCAAAACAUCAUCAAAAAUAAUGAGCCAGCCAAAGGGACCGAGCACCUUGCUACAGCGUUUCCCUGAAGUCAUCCCGAGUCUGUGGUUCAUGAAACCACCUUUGGACCAAGUUGACAUCAGACUUUACAGAAUUCUGGAUUUGUAUUAUAUCAGAGUUAGAAGUGUAAAUAACAGCGUCAUCUGCAUAAAGAUGAACCAGACAAUUUAAGCAUAUUUCAUGCUGUUUUUGAUAUUGUGAAGUCAUCGGUAGUGUUGCUAUAUGGUGCUUGUUCUGUGUGAAGAAGUUUUGUUUUUUUAAAGCCAUGGCAUCCUUUUUGUGUAAUGGUGGCUUUAUAGUUCAAUCGAAAAAGUGUGACGGGAAUUCACGUUGAGCUUAGCUAACUACAUAAGUAUCCUUUAAAACGCUGUAGAAAUACUGAUAAUUAAAAAAUAAUGUACCGCUAUAAUUUACCCCCCCUCCCCCAGUAAUCUAGGAGAAUCCUACGUCAGGAUUGUUAACAUGAGAUGAAAUAUGGUUCUUUCAGCAUGUUUGCUGUGAAUAAACGUCCACAGAUUCAAUUAAGUAGACAAAAUCAUCAUAGGCACUGCUGUGCCAUUUUUUCACUACUGUUGACAAACGUUUUAACAGAUUUCCAAGGGAACACUGUGAGAAUUUCAUUGUUCUCACUUUAUAGUUUCUAUCUUAAAUCAUUUUAAAAUAUUUAUAAUAGUUUUAUACACAUUGUUACACACGGUUUAUGAAGCCUUUAUGAAGUGUGUUCCUGGCCCUUCCACGAUCUAGCCUGGACUGCUUAUCCCCGUGGUCCACGACUGGACGUGAUCUGUCUUUCUCAUAUAUGAGAGGCCGGUUUGAAUCUUUCAGAAAGUAUCCGACAAUAUUUCUGGCACAGUAAAGUUUUGUCUACACAGAUGAAACAUAUCUGGUCUGGUUUCUUUUGAAGUUGCUUGUAAAUGAUAACACUGGGGACCUCUAACUCCAAAUGUUCAGAGGAAGAGGGGUUUUUUUUCCCAGUUUUUUUAUGAUAAGAGAAUGGCUUUGAGAAAUGGAUUCAGAACCAGGAAACAGCUAUAUCAACAUAGCUCACUUAUACUGUGCAUAGGUCUCCGGCUACCUUUCUGUACAUCUAUUUCACAGUGGUAAAAGAAGUGUCGAGUUCGUUCAUUAAAUGACGUAAAACUGUUGCCAACAAUUUUGGUUUCUGACACUCUGCACUGAGUAUUGCUAUUUCUCAGUCUCUCAGCCUUAUUUGUGCAAUUGAACACUGUGCUACUUGACAAACAUCCACUCGAUGACUUAAGGGUGGUUAGUUGAAAGUUGUACAUGUUUCCUUUUCAAAGGGACUUUUAAUUUGGCAUGCAAAUGUACAACCUGUAGGUGACUUUUACAAAUAGAUUUGUUGUGCUGGAUCACUGACAAGCUGCAGACGUCGUUUUAAUUGUUUUGGAAAAGUGAAGGCUAUACACCGAGCCUUUCAGCUGCAGUCUGGGACUCUGUAGGACUCUGAGUUUAACGCUGGGAGUUUUUCCGACUGUCCAUAACCUUAGUAUUUUUUUUUCUGUAUCAACCUUUCUGCCUUCAUGUGUGUCACGCCGCAUUGCCUUAUGGGUAAAGUUGCAUGUACCACCUUCUUUUUGACUUGUCUUGUGCAUGUUUUAAGUAUUUCACACAUCAGUUUACUUUAGAUGAAGGAAUGAAGUUCACCCAACACAUGUUCUGUAUUAAAUAUUCCCUGACUGUAUGUUCUGUAAAUUGUCUAGCGGUUACGGACAUGCAAGUUGAACACAUUUUUGUGCAACAACAUCACAUCGUGUUUCCUGUCACUCCUCUGGAACAGAAACCAUUAUGGGUACUACGAUCCAAAAAUGACAUUCUGUUUCAGUACACUCAUACAGGGCUGGUAUGUUUUCACUAAAAUGGUGAAUAAUUUAUCAUUAUUAACUUAAUGGUAUUGUGGUUAACCAGUGUUAAUCAGGCGAAUCAUAGAUAGUUACUUUUGUAUUCAUAGUUUCUUUUUCUUCCUAAAGUCCCUAAUAAUACACACACACACACACACACACACACACACACACACACACACCCCACUCUCUUUUGUUUGUAGUGACCAUUCUUAGGCUCCUGCAUAUUUAUCCAUCCCUCCUGAAAGCAUUACUGUUAUUUCUGUUCCCGUAAAACCUGGGACCUUUUUACCCAUUCACGUAAAACCUGGGACCUUUUUACCUGUUCACGUAAAACCUGGGACCUUUUUACCUGUUCACGUAAAACCUGGGACCUUUUUACCUGUUCAUGUAAAUCCUAGGACCUUUUUACCUGUUCACGUAAAACCUGGGACCUUUUUACCUGUUCACGUAAAAGCUAGGGCCUUUUUACCUGUUCACGUAAAACCUGGGACCUUUUUACCUGUUCACGUAAAAGCUAGGGCCUUUUUACCUGUUCACGUAAAACCUGGGACCUUUUUACCUGUUCCCGUAAAACCUGGGACCUUUUUACCUGUUCCCGUAAAACCUGGGACCUUUUUACCUGUUCCCGUAAAACCUGGGACCUUUCCUCUUAAUGGACAUCUGAAUUGAGCGUUUCCUCUGUAAGAAGGUGCACAUGCACAUAUUCACUACUUCACCACAGAAUAAGAAUUUCAUGUAUAAUCAUUAAAAUAAAAGAUCUGAAUGCGGACACUGUUUCACUGUUGCUGCGAAGAAUGCCGAGAAACGUGGCUUUGCUGUGUUAUAUGUGUUGCUGAGUGUCUUUUUAUCAAAUCUGUAAAUAAAUUCAAUCUUACUUA